Molecule: messenger RNA, 3798 nt
Organism: Diorhabda sublineata
Lineage: Eukaryota; Metazoa; Arthropoda; Insecta; Coleoptera; Chrysomelidae
Exons: 2
Coding region: 445-1578 (377 amino acids)
Biological process (GO): proteasome-mediated ubiquitin-dependent protein catabolic process; multicellular organism development
Cellular component (GO): cytoplasm
Molecular function (GO): zinc ion binding; ubiquitin protein ligase activity; ubiquitin conjugating enzyme binding
Source: RefSeq, a predicted model, not a curated record
AUCUGUCUACUUGUCAAUUGACAACUAGGCAGAUUAAUUAGUGCAUAGGAAGCGUCGUAUAGGUUAAAUUGAAGUGAUAUAUAACUAGUUAAAUUUGUGCAGGUUUUUAUAUUACAAAAGUAAGUAAUUAAUUUAUAUUUAGAAAAAAUUUAGUGUUCAUUUAGAGACUCAAAAGACAGUAUUACUAUCGAUAAAUUGCUUGUAAGUAUAACCUCAAAUUAAAAUCGAUAUUUUUCAAUCCAUUAUAGUCAUUAAAAUAUUGAACUUGGUAGUAUAUUUUAUUUAUCGAAUUAACUAAAUUAUUUUGCAGUUUGUUGUAGGACUACUACGAUGCAAGUUUAUGUGGAUAAAUGAUUUACUUCACACCCGCUGUACCUGAUUUUUUCAUCCCUUUUAAUUGAUACACAUCUGUUGUCUUUGAUACUAUAUUUAUUUUUAGCAGUCAUGGAUAGUUUAUCUGUAGUUCCGGCCGACGUAGUGGGAAAAUUAAAGUGUUGUUUUUGUGAUGGUCCAUUAUCAGUUUCACCGAUCACUUUAAUAUCGCAAGACGGAAAUCAAUAUAAGUGUGGACGAUGUGUUUCAAUAAAAUCUGUUUCAAACAUCCGGGCUGUAAUCUACGAAUAUUUGGCCAAACUUAUGUUGUUUCCAUGCACUUAUAAAAACUGUUUGAAAACAAUACCCUUCGAUGAUGUACAAGAGCACGAAAAAAUAUGUGAAUACAGAACUACCAUUUGUCCUAAAGUGAAUUGUAAUGAAUCUAUGAAAGUAUCGAUGUUGUCUGAUCAUUUCAAGGAAAAACAUAGUGACACAUACCACACUAAUUCUUUUAUAAUAAAAAAUGUCUAUGCCUACAAUAAUAUCGAUCUAUUGGAAAAGAAUGGAAAAAUUUUCCUCAGUAUUUUUGAUUCUGAUGAAAAUUACUUCGCAUUAAGCAUAUGUGCUCUUGAUCCCACUGAUACGAGUCAAUACGAAGUCAAUUUAAAGUCUGAGAAGAAUCAUUUUGGUAUUGUAAUAUUGAACCAAAAUACAAUGACUUUUAAUGAUAGAAUACAUUGUCUUAAAUGUGCUAAUGGCUCUUGUAAACUGAAAUUUCAUGCUUACAAAGAUAAUAGAAAGGAUCUCCUCAAAAAGAUGACUACUAAGAUCAACAGAGACUGUGUCAAAAGGAUGUUCGGAGGUGGAUUGUUAACUUACACAAUCGAUAUCAUUGAAGAAGAUCGGAAGAUUAAGGAAGAAACUAAACCAGAAGUUAAAGACGCCAUCAUCAGAAAAGCUAAAAAGAUAUUCCUGCAGCUUCUGGAAUGCCCUCUUUGCAAAGAAUACAUGUCUGCUCCGAUUUAUCAAUGUCUAAACGGCCACACCAUUUGCAACAUUUGCAAACCUACCUUGGAUAAAUGCCCUACGUGCGAAGAACGCAUUGAAAAAACCCGCAACUUUACUUUGGAGGAACUAUCCAAUAAAGUGGAAUUACCCAUAGCUGAUGAGAAGAAAGUGAAAGUUGAAGCUGGUACAAAGAGAUCUAAUGAAGAACUGAAUAACACCAACGGGGAUGUUCCAGCCAAAAUUAAAAAAAAUUGAGAUGUUUGUGAAUAGCAGCGAGAAAUUGUUGAUGUGACCAAAUAUAUAGAUGUGUCUUUAAGAAUGUGGACCAAAGGUGUAGAAACUGAAGAAGCAAAACGAACUGCAAACUAAAAAGAUUUAUGAAAAGGAUAGAAGAUUAAAUUUGAACAAACUACAGUAAUAACUUCAUGACAAAACUUUUUUGUUGAUUCUGAAUUAAUUAGGAGAAGGAAUUUAUUCAGGGGAAACAAAAAUUAAUAGAAGAAAUAGAAAAUGUAAGCAAUGAAGUUGAAAAACCAAGAAAAUACACUAAAUGGAAAAUAAAAACCAACAAAAUGAUAAAACGAACUAUAAAGAUUUUUACUAGAAAGUGAUGAACCUAAACAAUAGACAAUAAAUAUACUGUAAAAAUAGGAAAGAUCUUAAAAAAAAAACAAGAAAAUGAUCAUCUGAUUCCUAGUAUAAAUACGAAUACUCAACGAUGGUUUCUAUUGUCUCAACCAAGAUCAAGAAUUCGAAUAUAUUAGAAGCAUAAUGUGAAAAAUAUUGCAAAUGCCUUGAGAAACAAACAAAUUUGAAUCAAAUGAUCAUCAGAUCCCGUAUAAACGAAGAUCACCACCACCAUAAAGUUUCUACAUUGGUCGCCAUCAAUUUCUACCAAUUCACAACCAGGAUAACAGAUUCCAGUAUAUUAGAAGUGGAAUUUUUAGUUUUUAAGGCUUGAAUAAUCACGGUAUUGAAUAAUAAAGAAUUUAAAUCGUCAUUUGGUUAUUACAAAUCCAGAUUGUAUUGAAAUUGGAAGCAUUUUGUGAAAAAUAUUGCGAAUGCCUUGAGAAACAAACAAAUUUGAAUCAAAUGAUCAUCAGAUCCCGUAUAAACGAAGAUCACCACCACCAUAAAGUUUCUACAUUGGUCGUCAUCAAUUUCUACCAAUUCACAACCAGGAUAACAGAUUCCAGUAUAUUAGAAGUGGAAGUUUUAGUUUUUAAGGCUUGAAUAAUCACAGAAUUGAAUAAUAAAAAUUUUAAAUCGUCAUUUGGUUAUUGCAACUGUCCACCUUGAGAAUGGACUAAUUUUAUUUACACCCAAGAGGACAAAAUACCGAAACAAAAUUUUUAGAAGGUUAGAACUGCGUUUAAAACAUCUAAUCAGAUGGUUCUUAUUGGAUAAACAAAUUAAUUCACCCUGUAGAUAAACGCAAUUGAAAAUUUCUACAUCUCUAUAAGAAUCUUGUUUUUCGGAUAAUACACAGCGUUUGAAAAUGUCUACAAUUAAAAUUUAUCCAAAAGAUUGUGGAUUUUCAAAAAAAGAUCCAGAAUUAGAAGUAUGGAUAAAUUACGAGAUUUUAUUAGGACUUUCGGAUCAUUUUUAAAAGACAUCAGCACUGAAGUAACUUUCUCCAUAGUUGUUUCAAGAUAUCAAGAGCCAAAGCUGGGAGAUGUUGCUAAUUUGUAGUUUUUACCUUCGCUUACUCUCAAAAAGUCACUACGGAAGUUUUUUCAAACUAUCACGAUACUUACAAUGAAUGGUUAUAGUUGGACAUUAAUUUUUGUUCUAUUACCUCCAUUCUCCAAUUAAAAGUAAAAGGAACCUCUGGAAUUUCUUCUUUGGAUACAUUUUCAGUCUAGAAACUAAAUAUUUGCGUCAACUUUGAUUUCACUGCUAUUUUCUUCAAUAUUCAGUGUUGAAUAAUUGUGAUUAGCAAUAAAAUAUUUAUUCUUUCUUUUUAUUAAUCGUCGCGAUUGAAGGAUAUGAAUUGAGAGGGUAAAUUAUAUAACUGAGACAUAUUAAUGCAAUUUUAUUAAUUAAAAUAUCUUACAAUAUAUUUAAAUAAGUGCCGGUAUAUAGCCUUUCGUAUUAAAAUCACAGUUUUUAGGUUAAUUAAUUAAAACCUGAAUAAAGUUAAUGAAUUAAUUGAAUGAAUAAAUAAUUAAGAGAACGUAAAAUGAGUAAAAUAACUAGUAUAACAUAAAUACACGAUACAAAACGAAUAAAGUGAGAAUAUAAGUUACUUUACUAAUCACAAAUCAUUUUCAAUAUAACCUUAUGUUAGUUAUUCUUUAGGAAGUUUUGACAGCAAAUUGCUACGUUGUCAAACCUAUUUAAAAAUUAUUUGAGUAGAUUUUUAUUCUCGUUCCGCAUUAGGUUCCCUUCUAUUUAUCAUGAAUAUAAACAAAUAAUUUCCAAAUUUAUGAAUAAUUAGAUUUUAAUAAAUUUCCAUUCAAAAAAAAAAAGAAA